AUGAAUAUGUUCGCCUUCAAAAAAUAAGUUUGGGAAUUAAGGAGGUUUCUUUUUAUUUAAGAAACAUGUAAAUUAUCACAGAUCAUAACAUCUUAAAAUCAAGUUUCUAUUUAUUCCUUAUAUUAAGUGAUUUGCUCCUAUCCCUUUUAAACAGCAAGCAUAGAAUUGCUUAUGUCUGCAUUCUUUGAUUAUUUCAAACAUCGGUUAUUCCUUUUGGCUUUUUAUAGGGCACUGUAAGAAGUAAGUGAAUUAUAAGAAUACAGAGAAUUUUUGGGAAACAGAAGCACCAGAAAUUUGAAAAUGGCAAUUAAGUAAUAAAUAGAUAAUAAAUUCCUAGUGGAAAUGUUAAUAAGAUUAUUGGAGAAUAAUAAAAAUAAGGGUCUAUUCCAUUUUCGAAAUAAGUUAUAGAGAAAUUGUUAAUAGCCAAAAGAUUCGCUUGUUCUUACUUGAAGAGAUUCUUUUUAUUGGCGAUUGAACUAAAUGUAGAUUUGGAAGAAAUGUCAAUAAUUUUUAAACAAUUCAUAAUGCAUACUCGAAACCAUAAAUUUUAGCAAUAAUUGAUUGAUUAAUUCUUCGAUUGCAAAUAGAGUAUAUUUUAUAAUUUUCCAUGGAAGAAUAAAUAUGAUUAAGAAUUGGAUGAUUGUAAAAUUAAUAAUUAAUUUAAGUUUGCAAUUAAUGGACUAUCGAGAUUGCCCCUUAAUGGAUAUAAGAUAGAAAGUAGUCUAUGUCUUCAUUUAAUUACAUUGGAACAGAUAACAGGAUUAAAACUGAAUAAGAUGAUGAAUACAUAACACCAGCCAGUAAAGUAGAGUCUGUAGCUGAUUAUAUUGAAAUUAUGCAGAAGAUGAUCUGUAAGCCUAUUGAAAUGGUGACUCAACAUGACCUACUCCAAUUACAUAAUAGCGAUAAUAUCGAAAUACUAAUCAAAUUUAUAAUCAAUCCUCUAUCAGAAGAACUCAUAGAUGAUUGGGUAUUACUUAAGCAACUAUAUAUAGGGUCUACUCUUUUAAAAGAAGGAGUUAGAAAACAGUGAAUACAAAAAUAUAUUUAAGUCUAGUACAAUACCAAUGGAUUAUCUGAACACAGUUCGAUCCUUCAAAAGUCUUUAGUUUUUGAUCUAAAAGGUUAACCAUUCUAGAUAUUAUCAGACGAUAUAAGAAAUGAUGCCUAAAAUAUGUAUUGUGUAAUUUAUAGAUUUUAGUCGAAAAAAUCUUGGAAACCCUUAACAAUGAGUCAAUUUAAUUGAAUUUAAAUCAUUUAGCCAUGCUCAUCGAUUAAUUAUUGCUUAUUUGUCCAAAAGCCAGUGUAUUAAAGAUCAUUGAAUCUGAUUUCUUAUACCUCUUCUUGUAAUAUUCGAGUAAUAAAUUCAUUGAAUCUUUGAUAAUUGAUAUAUUAGAUUUAACAGUAGAUAAAUACAAAUUUGGCAAUUACAUUUAAGAAUAGAUUUGGACAUACCUUAUAGAAACUAAAUGGAUAGAGUAUCUGCAUAAUCAUAUCUUCUAAUAAAAUCUUACUUUCAGCGACCAAACAUUUCCAAUAAUUCAAGAGAAUGAUUAAAAAUCAAAAAUCCUCAAUCUUUUAUCAAAAUUUAAAGAUGUUUAAAAACCUAUUGAAAUUGUAAGAAUAAACAUAUUGGAUGAAUACAUUGGACAUUUAGGAGGUUCGUCUGUUUAACAGAAUCAAGAUGAGUAUGUAUAACUACCUGAAAAUUUAUCAUAUGCCUAAUUAUUAGAGCAGGAUGUAGAUGGAAUUCGACAUUAUUUAGAUGAGAGAAGAUCACGCAAUUCCAUUAAUUAUAGCAGAAAAUAAAGUAGAAGAUUUGAAUAAUUAACUGCUAACAAUCGGUCUAAUAUAAUUUCUCAUAAUCGUAAUGUAACUCUACCUUCACUCACUUCACUUAAUACAAUAAAAUCAAUAGGCACUAUUGUUAGUGACUCAAAAUAAAAAAGAGGGAGUGUUGAUAAAUUUGAAAAUACUGAAAAACCUGCAAAUUCUAAAACCUCUUAAUUCAACUUAACUUUGCUAUAAAGUUCCAGAAUUUCAAUAUCAUCCGACUCAGGAUUUUCAAGUAGUAAACUAGUAAUGCUUUAUCCUGCAAGCAAUCUUAAGGCAAAUCCGAGUCAAUUUGAAUUAGAUUAAGCACAAUUUUAUUAUAAUACAACAACAUUUGAGCAUCUGAUAAACAUAUUAGAGAAAAUAUUAAAUGUCAUUCUAAUUCAUUAAAUGAGAAAACCAAUCAAUUUAGAAAACGAGAACUUUUGCAAAUUGUUUUUUAAUUAAGACUUAUUAUUUUCCUUAUAUAAAUUUUAUUUAUAUGAGAUCAACUAGAACAAAGAUAUUAGUUUCUAAUGUGGGAGAAUUAUAAAUUCAAUAUACUAUCUUGGUAAAAGGUAUGGAAAUGUUGAAGAAUAAUCAAUUUUAAGGGAUGUGUUUUUUUAAAUAGUGGAAUACUUAAAUAAAAUAAUCAUUAAUGGAAAUAAAUAGAAUUCUGAUAUGAGUAUAACUGAGCAUUUUACUUUUUUUUAAACAAUUAAAAAUGGGUUUGAGAUCUUUGAACCUUAUGAUGUGACAAGAUUAAAUAAAAAUAUCUACAAAUUCUUAAAUGAAACAGUCAUCCAUUUAUACAUUAUUUAUUUUUUUAAGAGCAAAUAAAAUACUUUAUAUCAAUAUUACUUUUUUGAAUUCAUAAAUUUUAUCUUUGAAAACGCUCCUGCUUACCUACUUUAAAAUAUACUGUUUAAUGUUGGAUUAAUUAGUUCGCUUUAUAAUGCCUAUACAACGUUUUAUGCAAAUGGAUUUAAGAGUCACAGUUACAAUGAAAGCUUGUUCUGCUAUAUCAUAAAAUUGAUAAGAUCAAUUCACAGUAAUUUAAAUAAAAGAGAAUUGACUGUAAUUUUAAACUCCUUGUAGCCACUUGAUUCUUGGAAAUGCUUAUUGAAAACCGUUCCUAGCAGCCAGAUAAAAAAUGAGAAAAAAUUAAAAACUCAGGAAGUAGAAUUACAAAAAUCUCUUAUUGAAUCUUAACGAAGCAUCAGAUAAUCUGCUUUAAAUGAUAGUAGAGCUUCACUAUCUCAAACAGUUAAUAAUAGAAAGUAUGAAUUUUUAAUUAAGCUAUUAGAAAUUCAUAAAUUUAAUCCACUCCACAAAAAUUCAGAACCAGAAUAUAGUAAUAAAUUGAAUAAAAAAGUACUUCUGGUCAGUCCUCAUCCUAACUGGUCUACUGA
Messenger RNA from Paramecium octaurelia, 3224 nucleotides. The record is from the annotation of a GenBank genome assembly. Lineage: Eukaryota; Ciliophora; Oligohymenophorea; Peniculida; Parameciidae.